Molecule: messenger RNA, 1493 nt
Organism: Manihot esculenta (cassava)
Lineage: Eukaryota; Viridiplantae; Streptophyta; Magnoliopsida; Malpighiales; Euphorbiaceae
Product: proline-rich receptor-like protein kinase PERK3
Exons: 11
Coding region: 291-1493 (400 amino acids)
Biological process (GO): protein phosphorylation
Molecular function (GO): ATP binding; protein kinase activity
Source: RefSeq, a predicted model, not a curated record
UUGCAGAUUUUUCCCUUGCCAAAUUUUUAAGGAACACUAGCGUAAGCCAUAUCACCAGUAUAUUAAAAGGAACUAACAUAUAUGCGGAUCCAGAAUUCGGUGAUACUCAAAGAGUUUCAGAGAAGUCGGAUGUUUAUUCUUUUGGCGUUGUGCUUCUAGAACUAAUAAGUGGGAGAAAACUUAUAGAUAAAAAUAUUGAUAUCGUGACUUGGGCAAGGACUCAAAUUGAAAAAGUUUUGGGUAAUGGAGAAUACAGAGCUCUAGUUGCCACCAUAUUACAGAGUUAUAACAUGGAGAAAAUCGAACAAAUAAUUACAGCUCUUGUGGAUCCUAAAUUGAUGGAAAAUUAUAAUAAAGAGGAAAUAAAACGCAUGAUAUUUUGUGCUAUGGCUUGUAUAAAUAAGAACUCAAAGUAUCGCCCACGAAUGCAAAAGAUAGUUGGAGUUCUUAAAGGAACAAUCACACCUCCAAGGAAGAUAUUGGAUUGGGAAGAUAACAAAUCCCUAUACAGGAACAAUAAUGGCAAUUUCCUCCGGCCCACAGUAAAGAAGCUUUCAAUCAUUUCGAAAAUUGAUGAUGAAGACAUUGUGGGGAUUCGACUUUAUGUAUUUACUUACAAAAAACUUGAAAAUGCAACCGACUGUUUCUCCAAGAAUAAGCUUCUUAGCAAGGGUCGUUUUGGUGAAGUAUACAUUGGAUACAUAGAUUUUACAAUAGUGACGAUUAAGAAAUUUAGUUCCAUAGAUAUUAGUGGAAAGCAAGAAGAUGUGUUCGAAGAGAUUAAAGAUAUUGGCAGUAGUGUUCAACACAGGAAUCUUGUUAACCUGAUUGGAUACUGCGAUGAUGGAUUCAACAAACUGCUUGUUUAUGAGUUUGUUCAUAAGGAAAGCUCUUUGAGAUGUCAUUUACAUGGAAAUGGGAGAUCAAAUUUAGAUUGGCCAACUAGACUGCAUAUUGCCUUAAGCAUCGCUAGAGGAUUGAUAAAACUACAGGAUACUCUUUGGAAAAUAUAUGAGGAUUACAACGAUGAUUGUAUUUUUCUGGGUGAUAAUUUUGAGCCAAAGUUUGCAGAGUAUGGACAUAUUCAUUUUUUCUCAAAGUCCGCUACUUCUUCCUCUACGAGCUCUUGGCCUUCUAUACAUGAUGCGGACCAUACUUAUUUCUUUGGUUUAGUUCUUCUAGAGUUGAUUACUGGAAAACAACCUGUCCAUGAUAUAAUUAACUGGGCAAUGCCACUGCUCGCAAGCAGUCUAAGAAAUGGCGAAGGGAAAAACAGUUUUGUGGAUGACAAAUUAAAGGAUUAUGACAAUGAAGAAAUGCAUAGAAUGAUUGCUUGUGCUUUAGCAUGUCUACGCAAAAUGCCUCCUUAUCCACCACAAAUGAAUGAGGUGAUUGAAGUUCUCAAAGGGCAUAGGAGUUUGGAAACUCUAGAUGCUCUUGGUGAAGUGUACAGCUGGACCGCAAUCUUCUCUUCAUUUGCUAUUCAAGGCUAA